GGUCGGAGUCGUCUCGGCGCUCACCUCCAGGCGCUGCUCCGGUAGUGUGUCAAAAGUAGCUCUGGCCAGCCGCGUCAGUCCUCGCUACGGCUCAGCCUAGGUGCUCUGUGGCUCAGCGUACUCCCAACAGCCCACCAUCGGAAUGUGCUGAUUCUCCAUCACCUGUGUGCGUGACCGAAUUGUGGAGGUGAUAGCGUGGACCAUAGACGACCAGCUAUAUGACGGGGGCCGUGAGCGGUGGUGAUUCAGAUCGCCGGAGCUACGUCGAGCCUCCGAGUACGUCGAAGGGCUCGGCAGAGCAGCAACACUCUUCUUCGUCUUCUAGCCCCGCACAUGCAUCGUCCGGGGGCCGCAAGCUGACAUGGCGCUUGUAUGGCGGCUGUCGCGUUGGCUGGCGCUGGUACGUGGUCGUAUGCGCACUCUCCUGGCUGUGCUAUGUAAACGCACUCGGCUGUGGAUUUGUCUUUGAUGACGCAUCAGCUAUUCGGGACAACCGGGACUUGCGGCCUUCGACACCCAUUGGCAGGCUGUUUGUGAAUGAUUUCUGGGGAACGCCGAUCCACAAGGAGCAAAGCCACAAGUCCUACCGGCCACUAUGUGUGUUAACCUUCCGGCUCAACUACUGGCUGCAUGAGCUGCGGCCCAUAGGAUACCACAUGGGGAACGUGUUUCUUCACUCGCUCGUGGCCAUGCUUUUUCUCAGGGUCUGCUCCACCGCAGUGCCUCUGAAAGCGAGUGUGACUGCUGCUCUGCUUUUCGCCGUUCACCCAGUUCACACGGAAGCGGUGACUGGUGUGGUUGGCCGCGCUGAGUCUCUCUCAUCUGUUUUCUUCCUGCUCGCCUUCCUGGCCUAUGACCGAGCCAUCGGUGACAGCAAGCGCACUGAAUGGCAUUCGUUGGCGAUGUGUGUGGCCUUGGUGGUGUUGGCAACUCUCAGCAAAGAGCAAGGCAUUACUGUGGUUGCCAUCUGCUUUGUCUACGAGAUAUUCAUCGUUCAGCAGAUUCGCCCUAAUCAUGUGGUGCAAGUCCUUCGUUCUCUGCCGUGGAAGGCAGUAUGUGCUUCCCCAUCGUCGACCAAGUUGGCUUCCUCGUCGGCUAUGGUGUAUUGUGGCUGGCAGCGAGAAUGCUUGUUGCGCAUUGGGACGAUCUCUCUUAGUGCAUUCCUGUUGAUGGCCAUCCGACUGCAUAUCAUGGGUGCUCAGCUGCCUGUCUUCACCAAGUUUGACAACCCAGCAGCAGUUUCGGCCAGCCCUGUGCGCCAGCUAACAUUCCACUACCUGCCGGCGGUGAAUGUGUGGUUGCUUCUGUUUCCUCAUGCUCUUUGCUGUGACUGGACCAUGGGCAGCGUAGCCCUGGUGCGCACCUUAUCCGACCCUCGUAAUGCGGCCACCCUGUCACUGUACACCAUGCUGGCUGUCCUGGCCUACGUAGCUCUUCUCCCCACUCGCCGCCCGAACGAGCUCGUUCAUCAGAAUGUCAUCUUUCUGAGUCUGUCCCUGCUGGUGUUUCCAUUUCUGCCAGCUUCCAACCUAUUCUUCCCGGUGGGUUUUGUGAUAGCAGAACGUGUCUUAUACAUGCCUAGCAUGGGAUUCUGCCUCCUCGUGGCACAUGGCUGGCACCUCAUGCUCCAGAACUAUGCCGGCAGGCGGCUGACCAAGAAUUUCCUGUGGUUCGGCCUUCUCUGCCUCCUCACAGUGCACUCCUUGAAGACAUUUGUGCGAAAUUUUGAAUGGGAGUCCGAGUACAGCAUCUUUAUGGCGGGGCUCAAGGUGAACAGCCAGAAUGCCAAGUUGUACAACAAUGUGGGCCAUGCCCUGGAGGGACAGGGGGACUAUGCCCGAGCACUGGAGUAUUUCCUAAAAGCUGCCAGUGUGCAGCCCGAUGACAUUGGAGCUCACAUGAAUGUUGGCCGCACCUACAACAAUCUGCUGAUGUUUGAAGAAGCGGAGGCCGCCUUCAUCAAGGCAAAGGACUUGCUUCCUCGACCAAAAGCGGGCGAGCCCUACAAAGCAAGAAUUGCACCGAAUCAUCUUAAUGUCUUUCUCAAUUUGGCCAAUCUCAUAUCAAGAAAUACUUCACGUCUUGAAGAAGCCGAUGGGUUGUACCGCCAGGCAAUCAGUAUGCGUGUAGAUUAUAUUCAAGCAUAUAUCAACCGCGGAGAUAUUCUGAUCAAACUAAACAGGACCAAGGAAGCACAAGAGGUCUACGAGCAAGCCCUUUCCCUGGAUGCCACAAACCCUGACAUCUUUUACAAUCUAGGUGUUGUGAUUUUGGAGCAAGGCAGACCAGAUGAUGCCCUCAUGUACUUCAAUAAGGCCUUGGAGUUGGACCCUGAUCAUGAGCAAGCGCUGAUGAACUCUGCCAUUCUUAUUCAAGAGAGUGGAAACUCAAAGCUCCGUCAACUGGCAUUUGAAAGGUUGGAGCUGCUGCUUCACAAGGGCAAGGCCAAUGAGCGUGUCUACUUCAACCUGGGCAUGCUUUCCAUGGAUGACAAAAAGGUCGAAGAAGCAGAACAGUGGUUUCACUUGGCCAUACAAGUGAAGGAAGACUUCCGUAGUGCCUUGUUCAACCUUGCCCUCUUGCUGACGGACUCAAACCGGCCACUGGAGGCUGUUCCAUACCUUCAAAAGCUUCUUCAGUCUCACCCAGACCACGUUAAGGGACUCAUUCUUCUGGGUGACAUCUAUAUUAACCACAUGAAAGAUCUGGACAAUGCACAGCAGUGCUACGAACGCAUCCUGUCCCUGCAGCCUGACCAUGUUCAGGCACUGCACAACCUAUGCGUGGUACAAGUGGAAAGGGGUGCCCUGUUCCAGGCUGAAGCCUGCCUCCUGCGAGCACUGAAGCUGGCACCUGGCGAGAACUAUGUUGCCAAGCAUUUGGCCAUUGUGCGCAAUCGCAUACGCAGGUAUCAGGAACAUUUAAAAAAGGCCACCUCAAGAACGGCUACAUCAUCCUCUUUGAAGCAGGCGGCACACAGCUCCAGCAGGACGACGUGAAAGCAUGGUGGACAAUUCAUCCGUGCCAAAAGCCUGUAACCACUAUCUGUCUUUCCGUGAGUUUUUUUGGGAAUCAACUAGGUUACUGCGCGAUUUGGGGCAUGUGCUGAAAUUUUUUCAGUGGUAGGAGGGUUAAUGAUGAAUUUCGUUCCAUUCAGUCAUAUACCGAAUGCAUAAAGUGUAAAUAUUCAGUAUGCAUGCUUUGCAAGCACAUGUUUCACUGUUGCCGUUGAAAAUAAUGCCAUUCCAAGUGUUUUUUUAAGUUGCUGCAGUUGAGCCUGGUUUCAUUGUUGAUGAAAAAGUAACUAGUGCAUGCGAGUGGUGUGUGCAUUGUUUGAUACCCACGGUAAUCGAAUGCAAAGGAGGCAGCUGAAUCCAACGCAUAGUGCUGAUAAUUUUCCAAUGCUUUGUACAUUUAUCUAUCAAGGCACCUUGUUUUUUUAAUUCAUAUGUGUAAGAAGGGUACAGAUAAAUGUGGCUGCAAUCACACCUGCAACAAAUCUGUAAAAAGCUUAAAAACUGCGUGUCAUGGCAGACAUGUUUUCCUGUGAUUACCUAUAUGUGAAACAGGUUGUUGUUUUGACAGAAGGUGGUUGUUGUGGUUAAGGGAAGAGAAACUCACAUAAUGUCGCAGUAGACAGUCUUCAUUGAAAUCCAUCCACAUACUGAUAUUGUUUGUAUGUAGUUUUAAUCAUAAUGAUCGGCACCCUAUUUUUUUUUAAGUUAGCCAUCCUGUUCAUCAGUAUAGCAGCUUGCAUUACAUUCGCAAUGCCCAUAGCCUGUCACGCUGCCAAGCGGAAUUCAGGAGCGUCGUCUCCCGAGGAUGGUCAGAAUGCAGUCACUCCCCUGUGCUAACCUCAAUGUUAACAUGUUAGCAAAAAACGAACACUACCGGUUUUUCAUUUCCUGCAUCAGUAAGUAAACCGGAAUCUGAUUUCUUCUUGCGAGGCGCGAAGUUUUCGUAUUAGUACGUGGAGACUCAUGCUUACGGUGAUAGCUGACAGAGUACACAUAUCAGCUUCAUGCGGUUUUCUGUAGCCACGUAGGUUAGGAAAGUGUAAUUGUCUGACCCUUUCAGUUGAAGCUCACCUUCUUUUAUUUGCAUAUAGGCUUUUUGAGUGCUUUGUAGUACAAGAAUUCUAUAACAUUGUACGCGUAAAGUUGCAAGGGCUCGGGAUUCGCUCUUCGAGGAAAUCUGACUGAGCAAUCUCAAAUAGGCCAGCACUGCGAGGCUUGUCUUUGUACAUUUGUGGAUAGAUGGCAGCACACUGCAAGCGAUUUGCUCGUUGACGAGCUUCAGAGAUAAAUUGUCUAAAUGCUCACCAAUAUAGUCACGCGGUAUUGUUGGUGUUGCCGAAAUCGCUCGACGGAGGGGAUUCCUCAACUUAUUUCAGCAGGUAUGUUGAACGAAACCAACCUAAUGACGAGAAUUUUUCACUAAACGUAUAAAAGUUGUGAACGCAUCAAGAGUGACAGCGACAAUGAACGAUUAGCAGUUAACACUCAUGAGGAGCGAGUGCAAUUACUGUGAACGUUAUGGAGCGCCGCAUGCCAUCAACACGCUCGAGGAAAGCGAAAUGGUGAGACUCGUGCAGUUACGGCUACAAUCCACACCUCUUUGAUAACUUCUCCUGUACUACUGGUACCUUUCGAAUGGUGUUGUUGUUCAAUAAAUUUUUGCAAUUUCGAAGUUAGAAAAAGCAUAUGUGUGUAUUCUUUCCGAUACUCAUAUUUCGAUUGCGCUGAUCGAACAUGCAACAUUCGAAUGCUGUGAAUCGCGCAAGUGCUGGGAUGUUAGAUGCUUCUGUUUCAUUGAAUAAUCAACUCCAUGUUCCGGACAGUGCAGGUAUAAUGACGACGUAAUAUCUUUGCCAACCAUCACCACGUUGAACAUUCGAAGCCAUGAAACAGCAAUGGUGCUACUCGUUAGCAGCCUACUAGUGCUGCAAAUUCGUCAGGCAGGCUGGGUAUAUAGGACCUCGGAGGGCCAUUAAGUUCAUACAUAAGUUCUAGUUUGUGCAGUUUUCGGUAGCACGCACAGGGUUUCGCAAAGCGUCGUUCAUGCAUGGUAAUGGAGCUGAAAUAUAAUAUUUCACACCCCGGCGAAUAAACAAGUGGCGAGCUUCCAAGGUUUCAGAAAGUGUCUUAGGCCUCAUAUACAGUUCAGUGCAGCCUCAUGACUGUCUGGUGAAAGUUACACGGUCCGUGCGUCCACAUGUCCUAUAUGCUCCUAAGCUAGCAAACGAGCUGAACCUCCUUUGGGCGCCAUGUUAUUUUUGCAGUUAGCCACUUUUAGUUCUUGGGCAUCGUGAAUAGCGAGAUUAUUGAGAACAUAUCAUUGCAUUAACAACCUGUCAUUGCCAUGGUGAUUGUAUGCGAAGAAUGCAGAUGUGAAAACAGUGAAAAACAUGCACAGACAGUGCCUCCCCACAAGACAAACACUCUGGCUUAUCUUGUACAUUGUAAAUAAAUAAAGCAGUGUAGUCGCACUCACUAUAUUUUUGAGAAGUUGCCAUGUACACCGUGCGUGAGCUGUAGGAGAUAACAGUAAGUAGGCCGCUUAAUGCAAAGCUAGGUACAUGUAGCUUGUUAGUACAAUGUAUGUAUUUUGAGAAGUGACUCAUAUGCACAUUUGUGACCACAGUUGCUGUACAUAAAGUGUGCAGUUAGCAUCUCUUUAAGCUAGAAAAAUAAAAAGCAGGCACCUAAAGAGAAUUAUGAGUGUUCAUUGCAGUGAGGGGAACUUCAUUUGCCUAUACUUGGCACCACAUUGGCUUUACGACGAAAUGACUGCUGAAGUUUGGAUCUGUCAAAAAAAUUAAAUGGGGAUUUUUAAUGAAUAUUCUUGUUAGCAGACAUUUUUGCAUUGUUCUUUUUGUACAAAUAAAUUGCUGAGGAGGACGUGUCAUUCAUUGCCUCGCUUUGUAGAAACUUGAGAAUUUUUCUUUCUUCAGAAGCAGUAAGUUUAGGUUGUCACUAUGCAGUAUGUUGAGAAUUUUCCAUGUAAUAAACACGCCACAAAACUGUCCUGCAGUUGCUAUUAAUUUGGCGUCUUAGUCCUGACUGUGCAUUUUCUAUGUCUUACCUGUGGAGCAUUAUAUUAGAAUGCACAAAGUUGUGGGAUUGAGACACCAACAGAAGAGAAAUGUGGCCAGACACACGAAGUGUGAACUUACAACAGUUUUAUUUUUAAAAUUGUGUGAACUUUUAUACGCAUGGUACCGUCAUACUAUGGUUGUCCCGAGAGUUUACAUUACGCUUGUGCUCUACCACUCAACAGUGGCAUCCUUUUCGCAAGUGAGGCAAUGGACUCAUUGCUGAUGUCUCCUGUCUAGGGAUGUCUUGAGCUCCUAUUAUCAAUCGUUUUCUCCUAAUGUACUGUUAAACAUAAGCGUGCACUUGUAAUGCCUGCAGUUGAUGGCAAGCGGCAAAAUUAUCAAUAAAAACAUUUUUUGUCUGGAGAUAACCAGACUUUGCUGCAAAAACUA
Molecule: messenger RNA, 6487 nt
Organism: Rhipicephalus microplus (southern cattle tick)
Lineage: Eukaryota; Metazoa; Arthropoda; Arachnida; Ixodida; Ixodidae
Product: protein O-mannosyl-transferase Tmtc3
Biological process (GO): protein O-linked glycosylation via mannose
Cellular component (GO): endoplasmic reticulum
Molecular function (GO): protein binding; mannosyltransferase activity
Source: RefSeq, a predicted model, not a curated record